UCUGCCCGCCGACCACUGCAUGCUGCUGCCCAGCACCGUGUGGCGUGGGGUUCCCCGCGGCCUGUACACGCGAUGGCCAAGCGCAGCUCGCUGUCCAUCCGCAUCGUGGAGGCGAAGAACCUACCCGCCAAGGACAUCACCGGAAGCAGUGACCCCUAUUGCAUCGUGAAGGUGGACAGCGAACCCCUCAUCAGGACAGCCACCGUGUGGAAGACCCUGUGCCCUUUUUGGGGUGAGGAAUAUCAGGUACACCUGCCACCUAGUUUCCAUGCUGUUGCCUUCUACGUCAUGGAUGAGGACGCCCUCAGCCAAGAUGACGUCAUCGGCAAGGUGUGUCUCACCCGGGACACCCUAGCCUCCCAUCCUAAGGGUUUCAGCGGGUGGGCGCACCUGACCGAGGUUGACCCUGAUGAAGAGGUGCAGGGCGAGAUCCACCUGCGGUUGGAGGUGGUGCCAGGGCCUGGGACCCAGCAGCUGCUGCGCUGCGCCGUGCUGGAGGCCAGGGACCUAGCUCCCAGGGACAGGAACGGUGCGUCUGACCCCUUUGUCCAAGUGCGCUACAACGGCCGGACCCAGGAGACCUCGAUUGUGAAGAAGUCAUGCUACCCACGCUGGAAUGAGGCCUUUGAGUUCGAGCUGGAGGAAGGGGCAGCAGAGGGGCUGUGUGUGGAGGCCUGGGACUGGGACCUGGUCAGCCGCAAUGACUUCCUGGGCAAAGUGGUGGUCGACAUGCAGAGAUUGCGAGCCUCGGGUCAGGAGGAGGGCUGGUUCCGCCUGCAGCCCGACCAGCCCAAGAGGCGACGGCGGCCGCACGAGGGUACCCUAGGCUCCCUGCAGCUGGAGGUGCGGUUGCGGGAUGAGACCGUGCUGCCCUCUGGCUGUUACCAGCCCCUGGUGCAGCUGCUGUGCCAGGAGGUGAAGCUGGGCGCCCAGGGCCCAGGGCACCUGCUGCCCAUCCUAGAGGAGACUACCAGUGCUGAGUAUCGCCAGGAUGUGGCCACCAACCUUCUGAGGCUCUUCCUGGGGCAGGGCCUGGCCAAAGACUUCCUGGACCUGCUCUUCCAGCUGGAGCUGGGCCGCACCAGUGAGGCCAACACCCUAUUCCGGAGCAACUCCCUGGCCUCCAAGUCCAUGGAGUCUUUUCUGAAGGUGGCGGGGAUGCGGUAUCUGCACGGCGUGCUGGGCCCCGUCAUUGACAGAGUGUUCGAGGAGAAGAAAUACGUGGAGCUAGACCCCAGCAAGGUGGAAGUGAAGGACGUGGGGUGCUCCGGGCUGCAUCGCCCGCCCACCGAGGCCGAGGUGUUGGAGCAGAGCGCACAGACUCUGCGCGCCCACCUAGGGACGCUGCUGGCUGCGCUCUGCCGCUCGGUUCGCACCUGCCCCGCCGUGAUCCGUGCCACCUUCCGCCAACUCUUCCGGCGCGUCCGAGAGCGCUUCCCGGACGCACAGCACGAGAACGUGCCGUUCGUCGCCGUCACCAGCUUCCUGUGUCUGCGUUUCUUCUCUCCGGCCAUCAUGUCGCCCAAGCUGUUCCACCUGCGGGAGCGCCACGCGGACGCCCGCACCAGCCGCACCUUGCUCCUGCUGGCCAAGGCUGUUCAGAAUGUGGGCAAUAUGGACACGUUGGCUUCCAGAGCCAAAGAGACGUGGAUGGAGCCUCUGCAGCCCACAGUGCGCCAUGGCGUGGCACAGCUGAAGGACUUCAUCACCAAGCUGGUGGACAUCGAGGAGAAGGAGGAGCUGGACCAGCUGCAGUCGCUGAGCUUGCAGGCGCCGCCGGUCAAGGAGGGGCCGCUCUUCCUCCACAGGACCAAGGGCAAGGGCCCGCUGGCCUCCUCCUCCUUCAAGAAGCUCUACUUCUCUCUCACCACUGAGGCCCUGAGCUUCGCCAAGACGCCCAGCUCCAAGAAGAGCAUCCUCAUCAAGCUGGCCAACAUCCGAGCUGCCGAGAAGGUGGAGGAGAAGAGCUUUGGCAGCUCGCACGUCAUGCAGGUGAUCCAUACGGACGACGCGGGCCGGCCACAGACCGUCUACCUACAGUGCAAGUGUGUGAAUGAGCUGAACCAGUGGCUGUCGGCACUGCGGAAAGUGAGUGUCAACAACCCCGGCCUGUUGAGCUCCUACCACCCUGGCAUCUUCCGUGGGGACAAGUGGAGCUGCUGCCACCAGAAGCGCAAGUCAGAUGUGGGCUGUGACAAGACUCGGCCACGGGUGACCCUACAGGAGUGGAACGACCCUCUGGACCAUGACCUGGAAGCACAGCUUAUCUACCGGCAGCUCCUGGGCGUGGAGCCGACCCUACGGGAGAAGUACCGGGAGCUGAGCCGGGGCCCAGAGGCAGGUGAAGGUAGGCUCCCCGAGGCCCCCCUGGCUCAGCUGCUUCAGGUGCUGCAGGACCUGCAGGAGGCACAUGGCCGCAGCCUGACCAGCCCUCCACCUGGGGUGCCCAGGCACCUGCCAGGGCUGCCGACGUGAGACCAGCUCCACCCCUCGCCGGGUGCCUGGAUGCCAAUGCUGUCGCUGUCACCCUAGUCCCAGUCACCAUGGUGCAGGGCCGGGGCCUCUCCUGGGCCUGGUGAGUUUGAGGGAGAACCAGGGGCCAGGCAUUCCGGAAGGCAGGAGCGACCUCUGACGUGGCGUCUGUAGGGGACUGUAUCCUUCUGGCUCUCCUGUGAGGUCCCGUGGCCCAGACUCUGCCAGAAUGACAAGCCCAGCUAGAAACCUCCACCCCUGGAUGGUCCACCCUAGGUGGGCUGCCCUGUUGGACCCCGGAGACCAGCCCCACUACCACUGCCUGGCCACCCCCUGGGCGGGGGGUUGUGGUGCUCUGACAAUAAACCUGUCGUGACUUCCCA
Messenger RNA from Ochotona curzoniae (black-lipped pika), 2855 nucleotides. It is a transcript of the gene RASA4B, whose product is annotated as RAS p21 protein activator 4B. The transcript has 21 exons. Lineage: Eukaryota; Metazoa; Chordata; Mammalia; Lagomorpha; Ochotonidae. Bases 73 to 2475 code for a protein of 800 amino acids. The record is from RefSeq and is a predicted model, not a curated record. Gene Ontology annotation, molecular function: GTPase activator activity; phospholipid binding. Gene Ontology annotation, biological process: regulation of GTPase activity; cellular response to calcium ion; negative regulation of Ras protein signal transduction.